This is a messenger RNA of Antrostomus carolinensis (chuck-will's-widow), 1242 nucleotides long. RefSeq names its product arginine-glutamic acid dipeptide repeats protein-like. The record is from RefSeq and is a predicted model, not a curated record. Gene Ontology annotation, cellular component: nucleus. The annotation marks the transcript as partial. The transcript has 10 exons. Lineage: Eukaryota; Metazoa; Chordata; Aves; Caprimulgiformes; Caprimulgidae. Gene Ontology annotation, molecular function: transcription corepressor activity; chromatin binding.
AUGACAGCAGACAAAGAAAAAGACAAAGACAAAGAGAAGGACAGGGAUAGAGACCGGGAUAAGGAGCGAGACAAGAGAGACAAGGUGAGGGAGAGUGAGAACUCGCGUCCUCGGCGGAGCUGUACGUUGGAAGGAGGCGCCAAGAAUUAUGCAGAAAGUGACCACAGUGAAGAUGAGGACAAUGACAACAACAGUGCCACCACAGAGGAGUCCACAAAGAAAAGCAAAAAGAAACCACCCAAGAAGAAGUCACGAUAUGAGAGAACAGACAACGGUGAAAUAACAUCCUUUAUCACAGAGGAUGAUGUUGUAUACAGGCCUGGAGAUUGCGUGUAUAUUGAAAGUCGCCGUCCGAACACCCCGUAUUUCAUCUGCAGCAUUCAAGACUUCAAACUGUAUGCUGGAGCUGCACAGAAAGCCACUUGCUUACACAGUGCAGAGCAGGAACCUGCUGCCUAUUUGACAACAAAGGGCACCUGUCCUGCUUUUGGACUUCGCAGUGUUUUGGGUAGUGCAGGCAGGAUAUUUGUAAAAGUAAUGCCUUUAGACCUUCUUUUUCAGAGUAAACGGGACCAUCUCCUUAUGAAUGUCAAAUGGUACUAUCGCCAGUCUGAAGUCCCAGAUUCAGUCUAUCAGCAUUUGGUUCAGGACAGACACAAUGAGAAUGACUCUGGACGAGAGCUUGUUAUUACAGACCCAGUUAUCAAGAAUCGAGAGCUCUUCAUUUCAGAUUAUGUUGACACUUACCACGCUGCUGCCCUCAGGGGGAAGUGUAAUAUCUCCCAUUUCUCUGACAUAUUUGCUGCUAGAGAGUUUAAAGCCCGAGUGGAUUCAUUUUUCUACAUACUGGGCUAUAAUCCAGAGACAAGGAGGCUAAACAGUACCCAAGGUGAAAUCAGAGUUGGACCCAGCCAUCAGGCCAAGCUUCCUGAUCUGCAGCCAUUUCCUUCCCCAGACGGUGACACAGUGACACAGCAUGAAGAACUUGUGUGGAUGCCAGGAGUCAAUGACUGUGACUUACUUAUGUACCUUAGGGCAGCAAGGAGCAUGGCAGCUUUUGCAGGCAUGUGUGAUGGAGGAUCCACAGAAGAUGGUUGUGUUGCAGCCUCCCGUGACGACACUACCCUUAAUGCACUCAAUACACUACACGAAAGUAACUAUGAUGCUGGAAAAGCCCUGCAGCGCUUGGUGAAGAAACCUGUGCCAAAACUGAUUGAGAAGUGUUGGACUGAAGAUGAAGUG